UCGGACGAAAAAUGUUGAAUCAACUACCUGGAAUGGUUGCAACGAACCAUUUUAUAAUGAACUAGUUAUAUUUCUCCGCCCAAGUUUGUCCAUACCAUUAUCCGGUCCAUACAGAUCAUAAUAUGGAUUUAUCUGUUUGUGUAUAAUUACAAUUCCAGGUUACUUACGGCCAAGGAGAGUUAUAUGUUGACUUAAAAGAAUACCGUGGUACGGCAAACGACGACAGGAAACCAAAAUGUAUUAAGUUGUGUGUGACGACAUCAUCUUCAGGAUUUCCACGUUGUAACCUCAACACUACAACAGGCACAGCUCUUGUAUUUUGGAUUAAUCCUAAAAAAGUUGGUUUUCCCAAUCCUGUUGAAUAUAGAUUUAAAUAUAUUGACUGGAAGGUGAGGAUUAUAAAUAAAUAUUUUUUUGGAUGUUCAGAAAAAAAUAAAGAUAUAUCCGGAAAUUUUUUUGUACGUUAUCGUAAAAUGGUACUAUGUCCGGAAAAUUUUUUGGCGACGGGGGGAGGUCGCCAAUAAUUUUUGGAAAAUUUUUUUUUGGUUUCCGGUAAAAUUUUAAAUUUUGAUAAUUUCAGGUAAAUAUGACCGAACACCCCCCCCCCCUGACGCGAAGUCCUCGCGACGGCACUGGCAUUAAUAUACUUUUAGCAUCAUUGCCAAUUUCACUUUACACCAUCUUUUAAACGCACAUUUUAGGACAACAGUGAACUGAGCGCAACUGUGUGGAAACGUCCAUCUGGGCAAUCAUGUGACACAACAAGUCCAACCAACAGUACAAUCUAUGGCCAGGCUGGCAAGAUUAUACCACGGUUAGAACAAUUUAAAACAUAUUAUAUCGUCUCCGAUAAAUGGACACUUAAAACAAGAACGAGAUUAAAAUGCAACAAUCCAGGAUGCCUUCUUCCUUGCGUGCCUCAAGACAACAGCACAGGGCACUACACUUGUCAUAACGGCAAUAAAAAAUGUCUUCCAAAGUGGUUUGGUGAAAAUUGUCUUAAGACUUGUGUCAAGCCAACUGACCCGCCUGGAAACUACAAAUGUUCCAAGACUGGCGAAAAGGGAUGCCUGACAAACUGGUUUGGUGAGAAUUGUACAACAUUUUGUAAUUUAACUUCGUCGACCUAUCAGUGCGAUAUGAAUGGCAAGAAAACCUGUUUUGAAAACUUGUUUGGUACGAACUGCUCAAUGUUUUGCGAUAACUCAUCAAAAACAUACACUUGUGACAACACGGGACAAAAACACUGUAUAACAAACUACUAUGGUCAAAAUUGUUUAACCUUUUGCAACAACAGUGCGUCAACAUAUAACUGCAACAAAAAUGGCGUGAAAAUUUGUCUCAAAAAUUGGUUUGAUGAACAUUGUUUAACAUUUUGCAACACCACCAAAGAAAACUACCAGUGUUCUUCCAAUGGGAGCAUAAUUUGUGACAGUAAUUGGUUUGGAAAUGUGUGUGACAAAUUUUGCAACAUCAGCGCAGAAAAUUACAACUGUACAAGAAAUGGGAGUAAACUUUGUAAACAAAACUGGUUUUGGAAAAAUUGCGAUAUCUUUUGCAACGAAACUGCAUCCGACUAUCGCUGCAGUCGAGAUGGUGGAAGAACCUGUUUUCCAAACUGGUUUAACAAUGAUUGUUCCACAUUUUGCGAUCAAAAUGCAACGAAUUAUAACUGUUCUGAUAAUGGAGAAAAAAUUUGCGUUCGCAACUGGUUCGGAAAUGCGUGCGGGAAGUUUUGUGACGAAAGUUCCACACGGUACAGAUGUUCAUCUAACGGUACGAAGUCGUGUCUUCCCAAGUGGUAUGGUACAGAAUGUUCAGUUUACUGUGACGACACCACGGGAAAAACUUACAGUUGUAAUGGUACUGGAGGAAAAGUUUGUUUGAAGAAUUGGUACGCUGAAAAUUGCACCAAAUUUUGUAAUGAAACUAAAGUCAAUGAAAGAUGUAAUGAACACGGGGAAAUAGUUUGCGACCGAGAUUGGUUUGGGGACAAUUGUACCACGUACUGUAAUGCCGGCUCGGGGAACUACAAUUGCAGUAGCACUGGAAGGAAAAUUUGUUUUCAAAAUUGGUACGGACCAGACUGCAUUGAUUAUUGUGACAACACCACGUCACAUUACAUCUGUGAUAACAAAGGAAAAAUAACUUGUUUACAAAAUUGGUAUGGCAUAAAUUGCACGAAUUUUUGCGACACAACUUCGAAUACUUAUAACUGUUCUGAUGAUGGUGAAAUUAUCUGUUUGUCAAAUUGGUAUGGUGAAAAGUGUUCUGUAUAUUGCGAAAGAAACGCUACAACCUAUCGAUGUGAAAGUAACGGCAACAAAACGUGCUCACGUAAUUGGCAUGGAGAACAUUGCGCUGUCUUUUGCAACACAAGCUCGAUACGUUAUACAUGCAAUGACAAAGGCCAAAGAAACUGUUUACCAGAUUGGUAUGGUAAAAAUUGCAGUAGAUUUUGUGAUAACAGCUCGAAACGCUACACAUGCAAUAAGGAAGGUUAUAAAGUCUGUUUGUCGAAUUGGAUUGGAGAAAACUGCGAAACGUUCUGUGAUAGAAAUGCAGACACCUUCAAAUGCGACGGAAAUGGAACAUGUUUACCAGAUUGGUAUGGUAAAAAUUGCAGUAGAUUUUGUGAUAACAGCUCGAAACGCUACACAUGCAAUAAGGAAGGUUAUAAAGUCUGUUUGUCGAAUUGGAUUGGAGAAAACUGCGAAACGUUCUGUGAUAGAAAUGCAGACACCUUCAAAUGCGACGGAAAUGGAACAUGUUUACCAGAUUGGUAUGGUAAAAAUUGCAGUAGAUUUUGUGAUAACAGCUCGAAACGCUACACAUGCAAUAAGGAAGGUUAUAAAGUCUGUUUGUCGAAUUGGAUUGGAGAAAACUGUGAAAAGUUUUGCGAUAGAAAUGCAGACACCUUCAAAUGCGACGGAAAUGGAACAUGUUUACCAGAUUGGUACGGACCGAAAUGUGGGAUUAAUUGCCUUGAAAUUGAAUCAGUUCCUGGACUUUUCAUGUGUGAAAUGAAACAAGGGACUACGCUUUCUUGUCCUCAUGGAUGGGGAAAGGUAGCUUGUGAUUCAACUUGUGGUGAAAAUGAAGAUUUAGAAGCCGUUUUGGCAGAGUGUAAAGAAAAAGGCGAAAUCAAAGUUUUAUGCUCAAAGAAAACAACAGAUAUCCCGGAAUGCUUUAGAAAUGGUAAGUGCUGAUGGUCUCGAGUCUGUGUAUGAAAUUAUUUCUUCAGUUAGCUGUGGAAUGUCCCGUUACCAGUGACUAUGUCAUGGUCACCGAUGUGAAAUAGUCUAGAUCUAUCUUAUCUUUUGUGUAUGGUCUAUGCCAAUCAGUCUUUACUGGUUGUAAAUUGUCACGACCGCCACCACGACAAAAUAUGGCAUAAUCCUAAAGAAAGGAUAAAGGCGAGGCACCCAGGCUAUUUUCUCUUAUGCUCGGAGCCACAGCCACCUGCUGAAAAGAGCCUGGGUACGAGGAUAAAGGCGAGGCACUUGCAAUACGUUUAUAGUUUUUUUUGACAAAAUAAACAUUGUGUACUCAACAAAACAAAACAACUUUGUUAUCUCUCUGUAGAAAAUGUCGACUACGUGCGCUCAAAUGUGGUAUCAAAAUCUAUCGUUGUUGGAACAGCCAGUGUGGUGGGAUUUAUUGCAGUUGCUGUCGUGAUCUUACUCUUUUUCAGGUAAGAUUCAGAGAUUUGGGUUGGAACAGAGCUAUGUCUGGUUGAGUCAAUGCCGAUUCAAGGUCCAUUUACACUACCGACAAUUUUGCUUAAAACUGUUGUCGCAUGCAACAUACUUACAUUACAACUUGAGUUGUACAGUGCAGAACCACAAUAAAACACAGCAGCUUGCAUUUACUUUAUACUGUUUUUUAGACUGAGAAAGAAGGUACAAAAAAGAAACGUUAUAACGCCACAUAUAAUUCAAGUCCAAACAUCCGAAAAACACGACUGGGCAUCGACCAAGCUGUGAAGCCUAAGCCCUAAGGUAUGAUUAUAUAUCGCGUAUGCAUUGGCAAGGAUACACUAGUCAUUAGAUAAGAUCCAUUGAAAUGAAUAUCUGGAACGCUACCUCCAACCGAGAAUCUGAAGCCAAACUUGAAGACUAGUCCCAGUCUUUUCACGCAUACGAAGAGCACUCAAUCUGUCAAUCGUGAUAGAUUCGAUUUGGCUUCAAGAAAAAGGUAACGUUCCAGUUAUAUUCGUUUCAAUAGUUAUCCAUCAAGUAAGGAGUGUCUAACAUGAUAAUACAAAAAAUAUGUGAGUUGAAUUUGGUUGCUUGUAGACAUUUCGAUAACUAAUUUGUUUAACUUAUUUUUGUUUGCAGGAGCCGACGUCAGGAUUGAAUGAAGAUAUUUAUUGUAAUAUUGAUAUUGUAGACUAGUUGUAGAAAUACAAAAGACUCUUUCUCUGCGAGGGAAAUAUUUUGCAAGGCCAAGGAACAAUAUAUUUAGACAACACCUUCUUGGAGUAAUUGUGGACAAAACAUCUGCGACACUUCCAACUAUUUGACACUAAAAUUUUGUAAUAUCAUCACAAAUUUAGAAGAUCUUCUUAAUCUUACUUACGUCCACCAUUCGGUAAUGUUAACUGCGUUCCCAGAAUACGGUUAAAGCAAUUGUAGUACGUGUAGUACGUGUACUACUUUUUCUUUGGGGGGGGGGGGGACGAGUAAACUAUAUAUUUUGGUUUAAUAGUAAAACAAAGUCACAGAGGAAUUGUUUUAGUAUCCUGUAUCGCGGAUGGUUUUGACCAGAAUUGAAGUCUAUAAAUGAUGCUCUGUCAAUUUGUUGAUAUCUAUAAUUUAUAUGAAUAUUUACGUUCGGUUGAUUAGUUUAGUUGAACACGUAGUAUUUAUAUCAACGAACACGACUUGUGAUGCGAGAGCAUUAUCAAAUGAUUAAUACGACGUGGGACAAAGUAUAUUCUUCUUUUAGACGUAUAAAGUCAUUACAUUAGACCUUUUGAGAAGAACGUAUUUGUAAUUACGACGAAAUUGAUAUUAAAGAAAAUAAAAAGGUUUUGUUAAAUUGGACCAUGUUAGAGAAAGACUUACGUCUUGGUUGUUAUCCUAUAUGACGUAUGUAGCAACUGAAGGUUUAAUUUUCAGGUUUAAUUGACACACGAGAAAAUAUAGAAUGAAAGAAGCAUUUAACGAAGUAGAAACAACACAAACAGCAAAAUAGUUUGCUAAAAUCUUUUUCAUACAUUGUCACUAAUGACAAAAUUUUCCUUCAAUUAGUAAUCUCAGCCUCAGUUUAAAACACUAAAAUACAAAUUCUAAAUCUUGUAUGCUAUCAUUCCUCUACGGCAGAAACACUCGGGCAAACUGGUUAUUCGUUGGGCUAAUAUAGGGGGCGGGGGGGGGGGGGGGGGGUUAGGGGGUUAUCUGAGGAUCAGGGAUGGGGUUUCCUCAAGGUCGAUUAAAGACAUAUUCUAUGAUUCAUUGUAACCUAUUAAAUUAACAGACCCUUACAAAAAUCAGUCCUUCUAUGCAAUGGAUGACAAAAUAAAAAUACUUUCAAAAAACCCUAAAGCCAAAUUAGUCAGAAUCGGUGCAAUUAUCUCCAAUAAUUCCACUGUCUCGCUUUUCUUUUUCAUGCUCUCUGCUUUUUCGAGUUCUAACUGGUUUAUCCUUUUCCUUAUUUUUAAUUUCAUGUCCUGAAUUUUCAACUUCAUAUUUCUGCUUUUUGCCAGCUACUUUGCCUUUCCUAACUUUGCGUUUUCGUUCCUUCAUUUUUCGUGUAACGUUCGAAUGAAACUCGACAUCCAAAAAGCCAUUGUACAGAAAAGAAUCGUCCCCAAAAGUUAUACUGUGUCUAAAACCACUUUCGUCUUUGAGUGUGGGAAAGUUUGGUCGCCCUCUGCGUUUUAACUGCAGUAAGUUGCCCUCACUGGCUGAUUUUGUCUGUGGAAAGCUGACACUUUUCCGGGCCUUAGGCCCAGGGCAAGUGUCGGAAAUAUCUGAGAGCUGGACAUCCAUAGCAUGGCGUAACACACUGCUGUUGGUUGCAGGAGUAGAGUGGCCUGGAGGGUCUGGGGAAUGGCGUUGCCGUAAGUUCCAUUCCAGGCUUCGGAUCUGAGAGCGUGCCUCGCUCAGUUGCGAUUUUGUUGCUUCUAAUUGGCAAGUUAGUUCCGUCACAAUAGACUUUGUGUUUUCCAUCUGUUCUUCCAGAAAUUGUACAUAUGC
Molecule: messenger RNA, 6203 nt
Organism: Paramuricea clavata
Lineage: Eukaryota; Metazoa; Cnidaria; Anthozoa; Malacalcyonacea; Plexauridae
Source: the annotation of a GenBank genome assembly